CGUGACCCUCCCGCGCAUCAGCUGAUCCGAGAGGGCGGGAGGCGGGGCUGCUGGUGCUCCCGGUGAGUCCCGGCUCCAGCGGGAGAGUCCUCCCCCCCCCCGGCGCCCCCAGCUGCAGCCCAUCCGCGCUAGCCUCGCCUCUCUGCCCGCUGAGCUGCCCGGCCGGCGCCUUCGCCUCCUGCGCUCCGGAGAGUCCGCGGCCAGGCCGGACACCCCUUCCGGUAGCCGGCUCGGAGGGGUUCCGGGACUCCAGGGAACGGUGAGGAGCUGCAAUGGAUCCCCUCCUGGCACAGGUGGAGAAAGACUUGGGCAUCGCCCGCAGUCAGCUGCUGCUCAGGGGCUCCCACGUUGUUGCUCUCGUGCCCUUAAAAUGGCUGGCGAGCCUGAAGGAGCGGGGGGUGCUGCCUGUCUCGUGCCCACAGCCCGAAGGCCUCAGCGAGCUGGAGAUCCACGCCUGUCUCCAGCACUCGGUUCAGAAGCUGCCCGCAGGCUGGACCCGAGUGGAACUCCACGGACUGCAGAAAGUUUGGCUGCGCUACCAGCUGACCGCAAGUGCCAAUGCGCAGAAAGAGCCCACAGGAACCCCAGAGACCCUUCACGAGUUCAUGCGCAGGGUGGCUUCCCAGAACUGUAGGAAUCUCUGGAAACAAGCCCACCGCUUGUACGUCCAGCGCUACUACCCAGCCCCGGCUCCAGCCUCUGUCCAGGCCCUGGAGGGGCUCCGGGCGGCCCUCCAGAAGCUCUACUGCUGCCCGCUGGUCCACGUGGGGAGGGCCCUCUCUGGCUCCUCUCCUGCUAAAGAGGACAACGGCCCUUGCCACGCCCCCCCACGCUUCUCCAGCGUCCUGCAGGCGGAUGUCCUGGUGGAGUCCUCGGAGAUGCUCUUCCUGGUCUUCCCGUACGUCUGGUACUCCCUGCGUGACCUCAUCACCUUCAGCCCCGCCAAGCUGACAAACAGCCAUGCCAAACUGCUCUUCAUCCUCUUCCAGGUCUUGCUGGCCAUGCAAGCCUGCCAUGAGGCAGGCCUGGCAUGUGGCAUCUUCUCGCUAGAGGACGUGGCUGUGGAUGAGAAGCUGUGUUCCCGGCUCAGGGUCCCACUUCAAGGGUACGAGCAGCCGGGCAGAGAGAGGGCCGGGGAGGGAGGAGCCGCAGCAGUAGCUUCUAGCACUCCAGACCAAGUGUCAGCAGAGGGCCAGGGGACCAGGGGCCCCGCGGCUGAAGAAGGGGCUGGGUCCGUGCUAGACCUCGGGGAUCUGGUGCUGGACUGGGUGAAUGGCCGCCUCAGCAACUUUGACUACCUCAUGCACCUGAACCGAUUGGUGGGGCGGCGCCCGAGGGACCCCAACUAUCAUCCGGUGCUCCCUUGGGUGAUGGACUUCACCACCCCAGGAGGACAAUUCCGGGACCUGCGGAAGUCCAAGUUCCGCCUGAACAAGGGGGACAAGCAGUUGGACUUCACCUAUGAGAUGACCAAGCAGGCCUUUGUGGUGGGGGGAAGCGGCCUGAGUGGGGAGCAGCCUCACGUUCCUCAUCACAUCUCGGAUGUCCUCUCCGACAUCACCUAUUACGUCUACACAGCCCGGCGGACACCCAAGGCGGUGCUGUGCGCCCAUGUCCGGUCCCAGUGGGAGCCCAACGAAUACCCAGCCAACCUGGAGCGCAUGCAGGCUUGGACCCCUGAUGAGUGCAUCCCCGAGUUCUACUCGGACCCCACCAUCUUCAAGUCCAUCCACCCUGACAUGCCGGAUCUGGAGGUGCCGCCCUGGUACAGCUCCUGCGAAGAGUUUGUUGCUGCCCACCGGACCCUACUAGAGAGCCCAGAGGUCUCUCGGGACCUGCACCACUGGAUCGACCUCACCUUUGGCUACAAGCUGCUGGGUAAGGAGGCGGUCAAGGAGAAGAACGUCUGCCUGCAUCUGGUGGACAACCACACCCACCUCACCAGCUACGGAGUGGUGCAACUCUUCGAUCAGCCCCACCCCCGGCGGCUGGUGGGGGCCACCCUUCUGCCUACGGAGGCCCCUCUCUUCGCCCGACCCCUCAUCCCCGCAGUCCAGGAGACACGAGUGCUGGAGACCCCCAAGUGGAGACAUGCGACUGCUGGGCUGGUCAUUGAUGCAGCUGCCUGCGAAAGCCAGUUCGGGCCGAGCCUGGGAGAGGAGGUGGAGCAGGGGGCAGAGGCCCUGGAAUCUACCCCGGUGCCUGGCAGAGGCUCGGAGCUGCCCGGUCCUCCCGCCCAGGGUCCCGGCUUCCCUGUAGACAGCAGGCCUCUCGGCUGGAGGACCAAGGCCGCUGGCCCCCUCCUCCAGGGGGAAGGGGUGGAGGAGAAGCUGGUCCUCCCAGAGGGCCACAAGCUGCUCCAGGCUUUGGAGGAGCUGGAGAAGCUGGAUGCUUUCCUGCUGAAGGCUGCGCACGGGGCGGUGGGCCGGCUGGAGCAACCCCCCUUGCCGCCCCCAGUGGCUCUCUCGGACCUUUUCCAGAGGGACAUGCAGGUGCUGGGGGUGCUAGUGGGUGAGAUCCUCUUUGCCCCCAAGCUGCGCACCUCCAAGCCGACGGCCUCACUGCAGGAGCGCUUCCAGACUGUCCGGAGGCUCUGCUGGCUUCAUCCCAAGGAGGUUCCCCCUCCACUGCAGCAUCUGCUGGAGGUGCUGCUGCGGCUGAAGGUCCCUGACCCCCAGCUUUUCGGGGAGGAGGGGAGCAGCAGGGGGCCCCAGCUCUUCGCCUACAAGCCCGUCUGGCAAGGCCUGCCCCCGCCAUGCCCCUGGCAGCUGCUGAGCCCCUACAGCGGGGUCCUGCCCUUCCCGGCGUACUUCCCUGCCUUGCACAGGUUCAUCCUGACCUACCUCUCCCAAGAGGCCGGGGACGAGGGGCAGGGCCGCGAGCUGGUCUUCCAGCUGUGGCAGCAGCUGGACGGGGUGCUGAGCGGCAUCACUCCCGAAGGCCUGGAGAUCCUGCUGCCCUUCAUCCUAGCUCUGCUGUCUGAGCAGAGGACGGCUGUCCACGCCGCCUGGUAUCUCUUUGAGCCCAUCGCCAGAGCCCUGGGCCCCAAGAACACCAACAAGUAUCUGCUCAAGCUCCUGAUCGGUGCCUACGAGAGCCCCCGGGGCCUGCAUGGCCGCUUCUACCUCUACACGGACUGCUUCGUGGCCCAGCUGAUGGCCCGGCUGGGGCUGCAGCCCUUCCUCGCCCACCUGCUGCCUCACCUCCUGCAGGUGCUGGGGGGUGCAGAGGGCUCCUUCCAGGAGGAGAACAAGGCUUUGAUGCUGAGCGCGGCGGAGGAGGACGGCGAGGAGAGCGGCAGGAGCAGCCCGGACUCUCGCUCCUUUGGGGAGGAGGCCAAGGGGGACGCCGGCCUGGAGCUGGUGAACUACAUGUCCGGCAUCAGCCUACACGACCAGGCCUACCCGCCAGAGAGCGAGGAGCUUCCAAACGGCCUCUACCUGGCCGAGGCCCUGAGCCUGGGCCAGCUGAGCGACAAGGAUGAUGCCGGCAAGGAACUCCUGGCAGAGGACCUACAAGAUAAAGCUCCCGGCCUUCAGUGCCUGGACGGCAGCCGUGACCCGAAGCACAGCGAGGAGGAGGAGGAGGAGGAAGAGGACGGGGAAGAAGGCCGCAAGGAGGCUGCUUUGACCGCAGAAGAGCCAGCUCUCUCAGGAGCUGCUGGCCACUCUGCAGAGGCCACUCUGGCUGAGGAAGAUGGGCAGGCAGAGCCUGGGGAAAGCCGGCAAGAUCUGCUGGACCAGGAUGUGGACAAAGAGCAGAGUAUCCUGCUAGACACAGCCUGCAAGAUGGUGCGGUGGCUCUCGGCCAAGCUGGGCCCCACCACCGCCUGCCGGUACGUCGCCAGGAACCUCCUCCGGCUGCUGGCCUCCUGCUAUCUGGGUGCAAGCAGGCAGCAGUUUGUGGCUGGGUCCGAAGAGGGUGGCCCUCCGAACGCUGGGAACCUGGAGCAGAGGCGGCCCGUGGCGGGCGACAUGGUCUCCGAGCCGGUGCUCACCUGCCUGGUCCACAUAGCACACCUCUACGGGGAGCCGGUCCUCACCUACCUCUACCUGCCUUACAUCAGCUACCUGGUUGCUCCUGGCAGUGGGACGGCAGCCAGCCGCCUGAACAGCCGCAAGGAAGCUGGGCUCUUGGCAGCCGUGGCGCUCGGCCAGAAGAUCGUGGUCUACCUGUCGGACAGCACCCUGAUGGACAUCCUCCCCAGGAUCGGCCAGGAGGUCCUGCUCCCCCUUCUGGGCUUCCUCACCUCACCCACCCUCAGUUUCCCCAGUGGGGCCCAGGGCCGCGUCGUCUUGUGCCUCAAAACCAUCCGGCUGAUGGUGCUGGUUUGCUUACGGAUCGGACCCGAGAUGGCUCAGCAGCACCUGCGCGACGCCCUCCGGGCCUUCUUCCGGAGCUUCUCCUCCCUGCCCUCGGAGUCCGGCCAGCCGCCGUCUCCAGACCCCUCGGCUCUUCUGGAGCUCCAGAAGGUCUUCAGCCCAGAAAUGGCCUACGUUGCCUUCGUGCCCUUCUCUUCUCUGCUGGGUGACGCCUUCCACACGAUUGUGCCCAACCACGCCUCCGUCAGGCAGCUGGCCAGCCUUCACCUGGAGCAGGCUACUCCCUUGUCCGAAAGGCAGGCUGGGCCGGGCCAGGCCCCCUCGGAGCAGGAGGCGCUGGGAGCCAAGCCCCCCUCCGCCCUGCCCGAGGACCCGCGUUCGGGCACCUUCGGGGGCGUGCUGGUGGGCAACCGCAUCCAGGUGCCCCCCGAAGGCCAGCAGGAGUUCUCGAGCGGGGCCAGGGGCAGCCUGCUCCCCAAGCUGGGGGGCCAGGAGGGGGAGACGCUCAAGCGGGAGCUGCGUUCCAGUGCCCGCCUCCUCUCGGGCAACUGGUUGGCUUACUGGCAGUACGAGAUCGGGGUCGGGCAGCACGACCCCCCCUUCCACUUCCACCAGAUCAGGCUGCAGAGCUUCGUGGGCCACGGGGGGGCCGUCAAGUGCCUGGCCCCCCUGAGCGGGGAGGACUUCUUCCUGAGCGGCAGCAAGGACAAGACCGUGCGCCUCUGGCCCCUCUACAACCGGGGGGACGGCACCCACGAGACCGAGCCCCGGCUGACCUACGACCGGCACAAGAAGUCCGUCUUCUACGUCGGCCUGCUGGAGGCCCCGCAGCACGUGGUCAGCUGCGACGGCACCAUCCACAUCUGGGACGUCCCCACUGGAAAAGGGGUGCGUAGCUUUGAGGCGCUGGACUCCAAGGCCCCCAUCACGGCCCUCUGCCCCAUGCCCGCCCCCUACGGCAGCAUCAGCAUCGCCAGUGCGGACUCGGUGCUCCGCUUCAUCGACCACCGGAAGCCAGGCUGGCAGCAGGAAUUCCGGCUGGCCAGCGGACCCAACGCCGGCCUCAUCCGCUGCCUGGCUGUCAGUCCCAGCGGGCGCAGCGUGGCAGCCGGCUUCUCCUCCGGCUUCAUGGUCCUUCUGGACACCCGAACGGGCCUGAUCCAGAAGGCUUGGUCAGCCCACGAGGGAGACAUCCUUCAGGUCAAGGCCACGGAGGGCAACAUUCUGGUCAGCUCCUCCUCCGACCACUCGCUGACCAUCUGGAAAGACCUGGAGCCGAAGCCCCUGCAGAUGUACAAGUCGUCCUCGGAGCCCGUCCACACCUUCGACCUCUACGGCAAUGAGGUGGUGGCCGGCACGGUGGCCAACAAGAUCAGUGUCUACGCUUUCCAGGGUCCCUCGGCCCCCGGGACCACCAAGCUGAGCUCCGAGAACUUCCGAGGGACCCUCACCAGCUUGGCUCUCCUUCCCACCAAAUGCCAGCUGCUGCUGGGUUCGGACAAUGGCACUGUCCGGCUGCUGGCCUAGCCCCUGCUUCUGGACGGGGACAGUUGUGGCUGGCCAAAAGCCUGGGGGGGGGGAACCGGAAGGUCGGGGGCGACCCUCCCCCCCCAUAGUCCUGCUGCAGGGCAGCCCAAGAAACGCCAAGCCUUAUGUGCCUGAUGCUCCCUGGGGACCGGCAGAGAUGUCCCCGGAUGCCUGGGGGUGUCUGUGUGCCCUUCCCCCCUAACGUGGGGGCUAGCAGGAGGAGGGAGGGAAUAGCAGCGGAUUCCACAGCCUUUGUGGGGGGGGGGGCAGGACUGUCAGGCUGGGCUCCUCCCUUCACUGCUUUCUCUCCCCUGAUCCAGUCCAGCACUUUCCCUCCCUCCCCUGGAACUGGGAUUGUGGGGGCAGACACGGGGGGGGGGGGGAGGUGUUCUCACUGUUGAUUGAACCAAUUGCAAGAAAUAAACGUCCUGAGAAGCUGAGAUCCUCAAUGACAUUUUGCUGAGGAGGAGGGGAAGCCCCCCCCCCAAUCUCAGUUGGAGGAGGCAUCCUCCCCGUCCUCCAAAGAGCAAAGGAGAGGCGGAUGCGGUAGCGCCUCUUCCCUCCCCCGACUGGGACUCGGAUUCGAGGACGCGCGACAGGCCUUUUCUCCAGAGACCCCAUGGAAAGGGCCCCGCUGUGGGUCUGCCACGGGGGAGGUCAGCCUGGCCUCGAUUCCAGCCCUGGGACUGCCGUUGCCAGGGGUCUGAGAAGAGGGACGCCCCAGCAGCAGCCCCCUUUCCCCCCCCCAGUCUCCUGGUCAGAGUCCGGUCACUUCAGCAGUCGGUGGGUCCAGCAGCUCUGCGGCCUCCGAGGCUCAGGCGGUCACUCGGUUUGCGACAGAGUCAGUGAGGAACCCGGACGAUUCCUUUGUAGCAGCUGCUGUGAUUCGCUUAAGGGCAAAAAAGGUGGUAAAACAGGGGGCCACGAUUCACUUAACGAUUCUGUUCCCGACGACCAAGUCAAGAACUGCCUGUAGACGGACGUGGGCCAAUCCCACCAAGGAGGAGAAGCCCCUGGUUACGUGCUGGACACGAGAGCCCCACAGGGACGCUGUGCGGGGCUCCUGCCCUCCCCUCCCCUGGGGGUUGGAGUGGCUGGCUUUUAAGGGACAUUUUUCCCCCAAGUGAGCCCGGUCCUGCCUUCUCAACACCCCCCCCCCCCGAAACCUCCCUCUCCACUCUUGACAAAGCACGGGAGGGGGAGGGGCUGUGGCUGCCUGGAGAGGGGAGAGGGAGGGUGGGGGCCGUUGGGCGGAGGGGGGCUUUCUCCCCACUUGUUCAGAGGAGCGCAUGGGGGGGGGCUAAGCUGCCAAGAGCAGGUGGGGGGGGUCUGGGCCCCCUCCCCAGAGAGGCUGCUUCCUCUAGGGCACAGAGGCCUGUCUCCGCCCA
Messenger RNA from Thamnophis elegans (Western terrestrial garter snake), 7237 nucleotides. RefSeq names its product WD repeat domain 81 (gene WDR81). Gene Ontology annotation, biological process: aggrephagy. Gene Ontology annotation, cellular component: mitochondrion. Lineage: Eukaryota; Metazoa; Chordata; Lepidosauria; Squamata; Natricidae. The record is from RefSeq and is a predicted model, not a curated record. The transcript has 11 exons. Bases 273 to 5849 code for a protein of 1858 amino acids. Gene Ontology annotation, molecular function: phosphatidylinositol 3-kinase regulator activity; protein binding.